AUGGAUACACCAAGAGCCCCAGGCCGAUCGGGAGAUGCCGGCAGCCCAGGCCCCACCACCACCUUUAACUCUGGCUUCCUGUUGGUGAUGCACAGCCAAUCAGACACAUUCCUUUCCUGUCCAGCAGACAUGACACAACUGUGGACUGGCUACAGUUUGCUGUACCUGGAGGGCCAAGAGAAAGCCCACACGCAGGACCUCGGUCAGGCCGGGUCAUGUAUGUGUCUCUUCAGCACCAUGCCUUUCCCCUACUGUAAAAUGGGCAUGUGUGACCACGUCAGCUGCAAUGACAAGUCCUACUGGCUGUCCACCGCAGCGGCAGUGCCCAUGAUGCCUGUGGUGGGCCAGGACAUCCAGCAGCACAUCAGCUGCUGCAUAGUGUGUGAGGCCCCCUCCCCUGCUGUGGCAGUUCACAGCCAGGAAAACAGCAACCCCUUCUGUCCCACCAACUGGAGGAGUCUGUGGGUGGGAUACUCCUUCCUCAUGUUCAUCCAGUGA
Salmo salar (Atlantic salmon) is the source of this 498-nucleotide messenger RNA. Its product is annotated as collagen alpha-2(IV) chain-like. The record is from RefSeq and is a predicted model, not a curated record. Gene Ontology annotation, molecular function: extracellular matrix structural constituent. NCBI's taxonomy places the organism in Eukaryota, Metazoa, Chordata, Actinopteri, Salmoniformes, Salmonidae. Gene Ontology annotation, cellular component: collagen trimer.